GAACCCCUCUCCAUAUAAAGGUCGUUCGGUCUACAUAGACGUCUUGAAAGUCCUGCAUUUCAUUCUGAAGUCCUGCACGUCGAACAUCAGCUAAAAGGUUUCUCUCUGAAAGUGAAACCGUGCGGUACAGUUAGAGCACAGACUAAACACGGCGACUCAGCGACAGUGAAGAAACAUUGCCCCCUUCUGGCGGACAAAGGAACAUCUUGGAGGGACGGUCUGUGGACAUGGAGAAGCCAGUCUGUCUGAUUGAGAACACAAGUGCAGGUGAACUGCGGGUGAACCAGGAAGCCCUGGAGAUUCUGAACUCCAUCAAGCAGCCUGUAGUGGUGGUGUCCAUCGUAGGGAUGUACCGCACGGGUAAAUCGUACCUGAUGAACAGACUGGCUGGGAAGCAGACAGGGUUCCCCUUGGGCUCCACUGUCCAGUCUGAGACUAAGGGCAUCUGGAUGUGGUGUGUGCCCCACCCUCACAGAGAUAACCAAACUCUAGUCCUGCUCGACUCUGAGGGUUUGGGGGACGUGGCAAAGGGAGACCAGGCUCAUGACACUUGGAUCUUUUCCCUGGCCGUCCUCUUGAGCUGCACGUUCGUCUACAACAGCAUGGGCACCAUCAACAAUGAAGCUGUGAUGAGCCUGCACUAUGUGACAGAGCUAACAGAACACAUCAAGGUGAAGUCCGGCAAGGAGGAAGAGGGCGAUACAGCUGCCAAAUACAUCCACUUCUUCCCCACAUUCGUCUGGGCUGUGAGGGACUUCACUCUGGAGCUGAGGAUCGAUGGACAGACCGUCACUGCGGACGAGUACCUGGAUAACUCCCUGAAGCUGGUGAAGGGUAAAUCCAGACAAGCGGCCUACAGCAACGGCCCUCGGGAAUGCAUCCGGAACUACUUCCCGACCAGGAAGUGCUUUGUGUUCGACCAGCCUGCCUCCAAGGAGAAACUGAGGAUCAUAGACAAACUGACUGAUGCUGACCUGGAUCCGGCCUUUGUCCAGCAGACGCUUGACUUCUGCAGCUACAUUUUCAAACAAUCGAGAGAAAAAACUAUCACUGGAGGGUAUACAGUCACUGGACAGAUGCUGGGGAACCUGGCAGUGACGUACGUGGACGCCAUUCGGAGCGGGAGUGUUCCGUGUUUGGAGAACGCGGUGGCAGCACUGUCUCAGAUCGAGAACUCGGCGGCAGUCGAGGAGUCUUUCGCCCUCUACAGACGGCUGCUGGGAGAGCGGGUAAAACUGCACACUGAGACUCAGGAGGAGCUCUCCACAGUUCAGGACGUCUGCCUGAAGGAGGCGCUGCAGCUCUUCAUGAAACGCUCCUUCAAGGACGAGGACCAGAGCUACCAGAAAGGCCUCAUGGAGCGUAUAAGAGAUGAGUAUGAUGGGAAAUGUAGUGAGAAUGCAGUACUCUCGCAGACUCACUGCAUCGCUCUACUACAACAGCUGUGGAACAAUCUGGACCACGACUCCUUCAUGAAACCUGGAGGAUAUGCAGACUACCGGGUCCAGCUGGACUCCAUCAUUCAAACCUACAGAGCUACACCUGGGAAAGGUGUACAGGCAGAACAAGCUCUGGAGAUCUUCAUGAAGGAGAAAAAUGAUGUGGGCUCGUCCAUCCUGAAUGCGGACAGAAACCUCUCAGAACAAGAGAGGAAGCUGCAGGAGGAGGAAGCACGUGCAGAGAUGGAGAGAUUUAAGGCAGAGGUGGCCCGUAGGGAACAGGAAGACACUGAGAAACGUUUGGAGGAUGCACAGAGAGCUCACAGAGAGAAUGAAAAGCAACUGAUGGAGAGGAUGGAAAAGGAACGACAUGCUAUCCUUGAGGAGAACCAGAGAGUUCUCGACAGACGGCUGCAGGAGCAGAGAGCGCUGAUUUCAGAGGGGUUCGAGCAGAAAUCCAGGAUGAUGGAGGCUCAAAUAGAUUCCUUACAGAAGGAGGUGGCAGCAUCCAAGAACAGAGGGGGUGGUGGGGGCUGUAUCCUCCUCUAAUAACAUCCUUAGGGGUGUAAGCCUGUUCGAUGUUAUACUUGCUGGUCAACUUCAGUAUCAAAUACACCAUAAUAGCAUUUACUAAAAUACGAAUCUGCAUGUUUCUAUUUGACUUGGCGAUCACAGGCCAUGUCAGACUGAGUGACCAGUCUCUGUAGUCAGGCCGGGGUUUUGAUAGUUAAAUACCAUUUUGCUUUAUUUAACCCUUUCGCUGGUUUUGGUCCUUCUUUAACUGGAGUAGUACGUUAAUUAAAAUGUGUUUAAAUUCUCAAAAGUUAAUGUAGCUGUUAGUGAAGCGGCUAACCUGUCAUUGUUCAGAACAGUCUUUCCCAAACUGGAUCCCACUGCAUGUGCUGCUUUUUGUGACAACCAAUCAAUCUUAAUUUAGAACAAUAAGUCGAUUCAAUUACAAUUCAGAGGUGGCAAGAAAACCAAUUGGAGUUAAAACUGGCAUACAUUGUGUGUCCCCAUCACUGAACUGGGAAUCAGUGGCUUAUUGGUACAAUCGUCUGUAAUUAUAAAAGGUGCAAUUUUGGCAUUAGCUGCCAAUUCUAUUGUCUAGGAUUGCUUGAUUUUCAUAUUUUAUUUUCACUUACAAUAAACUUUUCUUCUGUGAAAAAAAA
This is a messenger RNA of Conger conger (European conger), 2611 nucleotides long. Its product is annotated as guanylate-binding protein 1-like. The record is from RefSeq and is a predicted model, not a curated record. NCBI's taxonomy places the organism in Eukaryota, Metazoa, Chordata, Actinopteri, Anguilliformes, Congridae. Gene Ontology annotation, molecular function: GTPase activity; GTP binding. The coding region runs from base 228 to 1988 and encodes 586 amino acids. The transcript is spliced from 12 exons.